CGCAGCCGCAGCGCAUAGCCCGUCUUCUGAUGGCUUGAGUGACUGCUAGAGGAGCUGCGGCAACUGCCUUGCUGUCUGCGCACACACCACGGACCUUUAUACAUUCAGCCUCUCUAUGGACUGGACUGGAGGACUGUUGAAAUCCUCCUCUAGUGUGAAAACUGAGCGUUGACGACGGGCUUGAACCCUCGGUGUGCGCAAGGUUAUGCAACUUUACCUCGCUCCAUGGAAAGUUAAUAUUUAGCUAAAACCCCUGGAAUUGAAAAAGACUUCAAGGUGGCGACAGACAAGGUAGCAGGCAAGCUGAGUUCGACUCUUUCAUGGGUGAAGAACUCAGUGUCGCAUACUGUGAGUCAGAUGGCUAGUCAGGUGGCCACGCCCUCCUCGCUGCACACCACUGUGGCUUCAUCCACUGCCUCACUGUCCUCGCCCUCCUCAGCCUCCCCGUCCCAGCUCAGCCCAGAUGAUGUGGAGCUGUUGGCCAAACUAGAGGAGCAGAACAGGUUGUUGGAGACGGACAGUAAGUCUUUAAAAUCUGUGAAUGGCUCUCGAAGGAACAGUGGCUCAUCACUGGUUUCUAGUUCCUCAGCCUCCUCCAAUUUGUCGCACUUGGAGGAGGAUUCAUGGAUCCUGUGGGGACGCAUAGUCAACGAGUGGGAAGAUGUGUGGAAGAAGAAGGAAAAACAACUAAAGGAACUGGUCAGGAAAGGCAUUCCGCAUCACUUCCGAGCAAUAGUGUGGCAGCUGUUGUGCAAUGCCCAGAAUCUACCCAUAAAGGAGCAAUACUCUGAGUUGCUGAAGAUGACUUCGCCCUGUGAAAAACUCAUCCGCAGGGACAUUGCCCGUACCUACCCCGAGCAUGAGUUCUUUAAGGAGAAGGAUAGUUUGGGUCAGGAGGUGCUCUUUAAUGUUAUGAAGGCUUAUUCGCUGGUCGAUAGAGAAGUGGGUUACUGUCAGGGAAGCGCUUUCAUUGUCGGCCUUCUUCUAAUGCAGAUGCCAGAAGAAGAGGCUUUUUGUGUGUUUGUGAAGCUGAUGCAAGAUUACAGGCUGAGAGAGCUCUUUAAACCCAGUAUGGCUGAACUGGGCCUAUGCAUGUACCAGUUUGAAUUUAUGAUUCAGGAGCAGCUCCCAGAGCUCCAUGUGCACUUCCAGGCCCAGAGUUUCCAUACCUCCAUGUAUGCUUCAUCCUGGUUUCUCACCAUUUUCCUUACUUCGUUCCCUCUUCCUGUAGCUACCAGGAUCUUUGAUAUAUUCAUGUGUGAGGGUUUAGAGGUAGUGUUUCGUGUGGGGAUGGCCAUCCUGCAGAUGAAUCAGACUGAGCUCAUGCAGUUGGACAUGGAGGGAAUGUUGCAGCACUUUCAGAAAGUCAUCCCUCACCAGCUGGAAAGUGGACCAGACAAAGUGAUUCAGGCUGCUUAUCAAGUCAAGUACAAUGCCAAGAAAAUGAAAAAAUUGGAAAAGGAGUACACUACAAUCAAAACCAAGGAGAUGGAAGAGCAGGUGGAGAUCAAGAGACUACGCACAGAGAACAGACUCCUGAAGCAGCGAAUAGAUACUCUGGAGAAAGAAAGUGCUUCUUUGGCAGAUAGAUUGAUUCAGGGUCAGGUGAUACGAGCCCAAGAGGCGGAGGAGAACUACCUGGUCAAGCGGGAGCUGGCCACAGUCAAACAACACAAUGAGGAGACCAGUGCACAGCUGGAGCAAGCGCAAAACGCCAUCCGACAGCUUCAGCAACAGCAGCCAUUUGCGAAAGGGAACCCACGCUACACUGAGGAGUUCAUCCUGCAAUUGGAGAGAGAACUGGUUCAGGCCCGACUUAAGGAGGCUGAGUCUCAGUGUGCACUGAAAGAGAUGCAGGACAAGAUCCUAGACAUGGAGAAGAGAAAUACAUCCUUGCCAGAUGAGAAUAAUGUGGUACGUCUUCAGGAGGAGUUAAUUGGUGUAAAGCUGAGGGAGGCAGAGGCUCUUACAGGGCUUAAAGAGCUUAGACAGCAGGUUAGAGACCUGGAGGAUCAUUGGCAGAGGCAUCUGGCGCGCACAGCAGGCCGGUGGAAAGACAGUCCGCGGAAAAAUGCAAUGAGCGAGCUUCAGGAUGAGCUGAUGAGCGUGAGGCUCAAAGAGGCAGAGGCACAGGCUGAGCUCAAAGAGACCAGACAGAGGAUGCUGGAACUGGACACCCAGAAUCAAAGACAUAGUAAUCAACUGCGGCGAGCAGAACUGGAGGCAAGAAAUCUACAGGAGCGACUGCAGGUUUUGACCAACCAGAACAAGAUGUUGCAUGCAGAGCUACAGGAGAUGAAACGGAAGCAGGCUGAAAUAGAGUGCAAGAAUAAAGAAGAGGUAAUGGCAGUGAGAUUGAGAGAAGCUGACAAUAUUGCUGCCAUGGCCGAGCUUCAGCAGCAGAUCUCUGAGCUUGAGAUUCAGAAAGAGGAAGGAAAGGUCCAAGGUCAACUCAACAACACAGACUCCAGCCAGUACAUCAGACACCUCAAGGAUCAGAUAGCAGAUCUCAAACAUGAGAUCCGAUGCUUAAGAGGGCAGCAGGGAUUACCCGACCAACCCAGUUUUGAUGGGAUUCACAUAGUCAAUCACUAUGGAGGUGACAAUGAAUCCUACCAGUCCUCUGAUGAAGAUGGAGUGAAGCUGUCACCCCACCUGACCAGUCAUCAGGUUAGAGGCCGGAUCACACUACAUCCAAACCUGGGGGACUCAGAAAGUGAGGGUGAUGAGGAAGGAGAUACCCUUCGACUUACUGUGCCCUCAAAUGGCAGCCAUAAGACAACUACAGUAUGAGUGUAUGGAUUGGUGACACAAACUGCAAUCUAAGGUCAGGGAAGGUAACAUGGUCUGUAAGCUCGUCCUACAGCAUUGAGCAUUGGACUCGAACAGGAGAACUUGAAAAGCCCUCAUUCAUCUUUACAAAUGGACUUGUGGAGUCCUUAUCUAUCUCUCUAAAAGGUCAUGGUUUACAUCUGCAUUUGUUUUGUUUUUGCCAAAAUGCGUCAGAUGUUUGUCCUGGCACUACUUUUAAUUUUAGCCACGAUAAAGUCGGUUAAUGUGCCUUUUUAGGCUCUUUGAGACCCUUGUAAAAAAAGUAAUAAUUUUGUGGCACGAGAUUCCCAAACCUUAAAAAGGGGUGUUUCUAAUACCCCACAAUUUUUUUUUUCACAUUAUGAGAAGCAACUUUGUAUAGCGUCGUGUUUUAUGCAUUAAGAUUUUGCAUCGUCAUAGCUUUUAUUUUUUAAAGUCAUCCUUUUUUAAGAAACCAGUCCAUGCUUCACUUUGAGGGAUAUUAAUGAAUGGAACACUAUCAUCUUUAUAAUGACAUUUAUAUGUUCCAUAUUUAUACAACGGUGUCAUAUCUAAAGUUAUCAAGUCCUUUUUUUCCCUGGCAUGAAUUAUAAGAUUGGGUCUUGAACACAUUAUGAAAUGUGGGUCAAGGAACCAGCAUCUAUGUAAAUAUGUACGUUUUGAUUUUUUUUUUUUUUUCAUCUCCAUUAUUACUUGAAAAUAUGUAUUCAGUGGAUGUCAUGUCUAUUGUAAUGUAUUGUACAGUUAAAGGAUGUAUUACUGAAUUUGGGAGGUCUUUGGAGGCAACAACUCUUCCUGGCACACUGCUGUCCAAUAACUUUUGUACUGUAGCUUUGAUGUAGUCAUUUCUCUAUUUCACAGGAUGGAGUUUUGAUUUGUUUUUGUGCCUGGAAAGAUUCUAUGAAAUUCUUGCUGAUUUACAAUAUUUUCUACAAAUGUGGUAUGCAGAGCAUGUUAUGAAUCAUGAAUAGCUGCAAACUGAUGCAAUUAGAGGCAGAGAGCGGUGUUUAUCAGAACAAUGUUCUCCCCUCUCUGGCCUUACUCAAGCCAAGCACUCACAGCUAUCGCAGGCAAUGAGAAUACAAGUAUACACACACUGCCCCUCCUUUUCGUUUUACAUGCGUAUUCGUGCCGACUAGCUUUUGAAUCAGUUUGGAUCUUUGCACAGAUGACAUAUGACUUCACGAUAAUGAAAUACUACUUAUCCCUGUUUAUGGCAAUAUAUUUAAUUGAGCUUCACUCUACACUGUUGUUCUCCAAUGAGUUUUUAUGUCCCAGUGGACUUUGAUAGUCGUCUUCAAAGCAAAAGAAUAAAGUAAUUUCAGAGAGCAAGCCUUAAAAUGAUGGAUGUAUAGUUGGUACACUAUUUGUCCACCUUGCCCACAUACAAAAUAAAGACUUUGCUAAACGAGCUUGCAAAGCACAAAACACUAAAGUGAUUUAAAGCAAUUAAGAAUAACCGUAGUGAUAUAAACUAAAACCUUACAAAAGUUGAGUGUUUAACAGUGAAUUCCUGUGGAAUGUUCCUGUGGGCAUGAAACGCUUAACAGACUGUUGACAAUGCAAGAUAUGUGUCUUGAAGAUGAUGGACGUGUUGAUUCAUAUCACAAUAAAAAGACCAUUUUAUAGUU
Molecule: messenger RNA, 4442 nt
Organism: Pimephales promelas (fathead minnow)
Lineage: Eukaryota; Metazoa; Chordata; Actinopteri; Cypriniformes; Leuciscidae
Gene: evi5b
Product: ecotropic viral integration site 5b
Biological process (GO): regulation of GTPase activity
Molecular function (GO): GTPase activator activity; small GTPase binding
Source: RefSeq, a predicted model, not a curated record